This is a messenger RNA of Spirodela intermedia, 66 nucleotides long. NCBI's taxonomy places the organism in Eukaryota, Viridiplantae, Streptophyta, Magnoliopsida, Alismatales, Araceae. The record is from the annotation of a GenBank genome assembly.
AUGUAUGUAUGCACUUAUGUAUGUAUGUAUAUGUACAGAUUGACAGAAGUGGCCCUUGAGAAGUAA